Messenger RNA from Acaulospora morrowiae, 534 nucleotides. Lineage: Eukaryota; Fungi; Glomeromycota; Glomeromycetes; Diversisporales; Acaulosporaceae. The record is from the annotation of a GenBank genome assembly.
AUGUUUUCAACAUAUCGCCAAUUGGAAAAGCGUACUGGCAAAUCUGGUACUUCAAGACCCGACUACCUCCAGGAACUCGUAAACGAAUAUCAAAACACAAGCGAUCAAGAAGCCAAGUAUCAGGUUCUCGCUAAUCUGGCCAACUUUGCAUAUGAUCCGAUAAAUUACGAUUGGCUUUGGGAACUAAACGUUGUCGAUCUGUUCCUCGACACAUUGACCGAGCCGGAUGAAAAGAUUAAGGAAUUUGGCUUGGGCGGACUAUGCAACCUAUGUCUAGAAAAGCGCAAUAAAGAACACAUUUUAAACAACGAGGGCAUUCCGCUGGUGAUCGACUGUAUAUUCAACGAAAAAGAGGACAUCAUACUUUCGGCGAUCACCACUUUGAUGUUUUUAAUUUCCUCAGACGAUGACGAAAAAGGUGCUUUAUCUGAUUCGGUCAGAAAACGCAUGGAGCAUCUGUCUCGCUCUGACAAUGUUCGAUUGAAAAAUCUUGCAACCAUAUUCCUGAGAGAUUAUUUUCCAAAAACCAAUUGA